GCUUUACUAUGCUCCUCAUCAGAAAUCAGCCAACCAACCAAUAACGUCCUCGAUCAGCUUUAUAUCCUUAUCCCAUUAUGGCUCCAUCAGCCUUAUCAUUCACAGUACGUCGUCGCCAGCCGGAGCUAAUUGCUCCGGCGAAGGCCACACCGCGCGAAGUGAAGCUUUUGUCGGACAUCGAUGACCAAGAGGGCCUUCGGUUUCAAAUUCCAGUGAUUCAGUUCUAUCGUUACGAUGCUUUCAUGAGAGGGAAAGAUCCUGUUGUGGUGAUCAGAAAAGCUUUGGCUGAAACUCUGGUGUUAUACUAUCCUUUCGCGGGCCGGCUCCGAGAGGGGCCGAACCGGAAGCUCAUGGUGGAUUGUAAUGGAGACGGUGUCGUUUUCAUCGAGGCUGAUGCUGACCUCACUCUGGAGGCCUUUGGUGAUUCUCUUCAGCCUCCUUUUCCUUGCUUGGAAGAGCUGCUUUACGAUGUUCCUGGUACUUCAGCUGUUCUCAACACUCCACUUCUUCUUAUUCAGGUCACACGCCUAAAAUGUGGUGGUUUCAUUUUUGCCCUCCGCCUGAAUCACGCAAUGAGUGACGCAUCUGGUCUCGUCCAAUUCAUGACCGCGUUAGGUGAAAUAGCUUGUGGUGCGCGUGAGCCUUCAAUUCCACCAGUCUGGCAGAGGGAGCUUUUAAAUGCAAGAGAUCCCCCGCGCGUGACAUGCACGCACCGUGAAUAUGACGAAGUCCCUGAUACAAAAGGAACUAUCAUCCCUCUAGAUGACAUGGUCCAUCGUUCGUUCUUCUUCGGACCCAAUGAAGUCGCUUCAAUUCGCUCUCAAAUCCCUUAUCAUCUCCGUCAAUCUUCAGAUUUCGAAAUCAUCACUGCAUUCUUAUGGCGUUGCCGUACAAUGGCUUUGCAACCUGAUGAUGAUGAAGAAGUUCGCAUAAUAUGUAUUGUUAAUGCCCGUGCCAAGUUCAACCCUCCCUUGCCGGCCGGUUAUUAUGGUAACGGCUUCGCCUUUCCGGUUGCGGUGACCACGGCAGGCGAACUAUGUCGGAAUCCACUCGGAUAUGCUUUAGAGUUGGUGAAGAAAGCAAAAGGAGAUGUAACGGAGGAGUAUAUGCACUCAUUGGCAGAUUUAUUGGUGAUCAAGGGACGGCCACAUUUCACGGUGGUGAGGUCGUACCUGGUGUCAGACGUGACACGGGCCGGAUUCGGCAACGUUGAUUUCGGGUGGGGAAAGGCAGCGUAUGGUGGUCCGGCAAAGGGAGGAGUGGGAGCCAUUCCUGGGGUGGCAAGCUUUUAUAUACCGUUUAAGAAUGCUCAAGGACAAGAAGGUUUAGUGAUCCCAGUUUGUUUACCUGGUGAAGCCAUGGAGAGAUUUGUGAAGGAGCUAGAUAGCACGGUCAAGAAUUAUCCUCAGAAUCCAAGGUUAUUUAUCACUUCUUCCUUAUAACUAGAUUAUUAUGUACAUAUAUAUAUAUAUAUAUAUAAUACGUCAAUGUAAGACCUACCUACGUGAGUUUUGAGAGUUGAGUCACAUGCAUGAGACCAGAAAAAACCUCAAUUAUGUACUAUGAGAGGCAUAUUUGUAGUGUCCCUUUAACAUUUAGCACUUUAGUUUCUUCUGUAGUUUUGUGUGUGGUGCUUAAAUGUUUAAAUUGUUUGUAAGUGUUUACCAAAAUAUCAAGGGGAAAAACGUUUGUAAGAA
This is a messenger RNA of Prosopis cineraria, 1697 nucleotides long. Its product is annotated as benzyl alcohol O-benzoyltransferase-like. Bases 78 to 1442 code for a protein of 454 amino acids. The record is from RefSeq and is a predicted model, not a curated record. The transcript is spliced from 2 exons. NCBI's taxonomy places the organism in Eukaryota, Viridiplantae, Streptophyta, Magnoliopsida, Fabales, Fabaceae.